AUGUGUAAUAUCGAGGCUACAUGGAGACGAAGAUGGAGGUUGAAGGCAGGAACUUGCAAGGCAGAAAAUUGCUGCAUUAUGUCAGCCGGAAUGGAGCGGCCGGUCGACGAUCGUUCAGUUGAACCACAGCUACCGAAGGCCCUCCACGAGUACAUUGAUUGCAGUGGACAUUUCACCGUCGCGUCGAUUUGGAUCCAAACAUGGGAUCAACACGUUGUUCACCGUCCUGACAGCGCUGGGGCCCAUCUUUUCUUCUUCUCACCACCACCGUCAACAGUGAGGACAAACCGCGGAAACAAGCGUAUGGCCCCAAACUUUCUCUCAAAACUUGUCAAGCCAUCCUCGAAAGAUAGAAACAGUGUGCGCGAGCGAGUGUCGUCUGAAUCCUCCCGACCAUCUGGGUUCAGCCUCAGCCUUUCCCGGAAUAGGUCCCAGUCGACCUCCAUCGGCAGCGGCGGAUCAAAUGCUGUGAACUCUCCUUCAACUCCCACUCAAGCCAGCAUUUCGAACAGCAACAAACGAACCAACUACUCCGGAGACAAUCGGAUACCGAGUAUUGUGACGACCCUUGCUGCUAACGGCAGCAGUGGCCACGUUAGCAUACGCAAGAGCUUGGACAGCGUCACCACUGUCAGCACGCAACCCAACGUCACCAUCGUUCCACCUUCCCCUCGACCGAAUAACGCAGAGCUCGAUUCAGAGGACGACGAAGACGAGCAACUCGCAUUACCGCCCAUAACUGUUGGGAAGGAACCGGAGGAGCCUGAAGACGUGGCCACGCCUACACCUACGCCGACCGUUCCUAAGAAGCAGCAACCAAUACCAACACCUCCUCCAGCUGAGCCACCCAUGUCGACCUCUCUGGCACCAGGCACGCACUCAGUGCGGAAGCAACCAUCGAACAAGUCCAUCAACAGCAAGAAGGUGCCGCCUACUGAGAUCAACACGACGACUGCGAACGGAAGUGGACAUACGAAGGCGGCAACUGCGCCUGCGGAAAUGCCCUCUGCAGAGAACGGCGCAGUGACGAUGAAACCCAUCACGGAGAGCCCGACUGACCUCAAAUUCCCCGAACCUAAACCUGUGGCAGCACCAACACCGCAGGCGAACGGGUCUGCGACAACACCACCUGUGCAACGCGAAAACACCGUCAUGUCUUUGGCCGCGGCUGCGAGUGAGACCAAGAGUGGAAAGAAGCCAUGGCAAAGGUCGGCGACGCGCAAACCUACGGGGCUUGCGAGCGCCAUCGCCGCGUCAGGGCUGGCUAUGGCGAACCCAGCUGCACAAGUCUCACCGACUCCGCUCGUUGCACCUCAGCCAUCAGCAGGCAGUUCGAAGAGCGCGAAUGGAGCCCCGGGUAGUCCCCCAUACCUAUCUCGCUCGCCUGCGCAAAGUAGCAUCAGUCAGAGGAGCCACGGAAAGGCAAGAAGCGCGGACCUCUCUCCUCGGUCGGCGAAGUCACGCAAGUCGAGCACGGGCACAACGUCUGGCCGUCCGAGACGAACCUCAGCGGCGACCUCGGCGAAGAGCGAUGCAGGGUCAGAGUACUACGCCUCCCCAAGCCAGGCAGGCACGACGACAACUUUCGGUGACGAUGGUAGGCCAGACUACUACAGCGGGCUGGACGACAGCGACGAUGAUGAUGACAGUGGGACAGACGACAGUGACCUGGAUCUGGCGGAGGAGGACAUCCCUGUGACCGGCUUUGCUGUUGCAAGUAAUAAGAGAAACGCAGACUUCCAUGAGCUCUUCCCAACCGUUCCGGAGGGUGACUACUUGAUUGAGGAUUAUGGAUGUGCAUUGCAACGAGAAAUUCUCAUCCAAGGAAGGAUAUACAUUUCGGAAAACCACAUUUGCUUCCAUGCUAACAUCUUUGGAUGGAUAACUGACCUCUCAAUCCCGAUCUACGAGAUCACCUCUCUCGAAAAAAAGAUGACCGCCUUCGUCAUCCCGAAUGCCAUCCAAAUCACUACACGACAAGCAAAAUAUACUUUCGCAUCCUUCCUCUCCCGGGAUACGACAUUCGAUGUCAUCUACAACAUCUGGAGACUCGCGAAACCAGAAGACGGCGCCAGUCUUGUAUCGAGCGGCCGAGGAUCUCUCGACGGCCCUGUUAGCACGAUGGCUAGUUCUGUUGUCGGAGUCCUACCCACCGCCGCUGCUCCCGCCGCUGCUAAAGCAGCUCCUGUGAGGAAAGUCACACAAUGCGCAUGUGGGCGGGACAAUAAGCACUAUUCAGAGUUGGCGAUGGAUGUGGUCAUACCUGGAACACCGGAGAAUAUACAUAAUCUGAUGUUUGCCAGUGGGUUCAUCAAGGAUUUCAUGGUUGGCGAUCAGAAGUUGCUUGACAUCCAAAUGUCCGACUGGUCACCCGUCGCCCCAGGCUCGAAGCUGCUCCAACGAAAUUUUUCCUAUAUCAAGCCUCUCAGCGGCUCUCUUGGCCCCAAACAAACAAAGUGCGAGCUGAAGGAUGAGGUAGCGUAUAGUGACUUCGACGACUACAUCUCGACAAUAACAACGACGAGAACGCCGGAUGUGCCGAGUGGGGGUGUGUUUUCUGUGAAGACGCGGACGUGCAUCACGUGGGCCAGUCCGGUUAGCUCCCGUGUGGUUGUAACUACGCAGGUGGAGUGGACUGGUAGGAGCUUCAUCAAGGGUAUCAUCGAACGUUCAGCAAUCGACGGUCAAAAAGUCUAUCAUGGCGACCUAGAGAAGGCCAUGCGGGCUUACAUCCAAGAACAUCAAUCCGAGUUCUUGCCUGAAGGCGUUGACGUGGCCGCAGUAGCCCUCAAUGAAGUUAUUCCAGAGCCCGAACUUGCGACAGAACCCGCAACUGACGCAAGCAAGGAGGUGAAGCACCCCACAGAAGAGGAGCAGAAGCAGCGAGAACGAGAGCGCAAUGCCAGGAGCUUGCAAUGGGCAUGGGACACCUUCGACGGCGCAUGCCAGGUUGCGAAGAGGAGUACGAAGGGCGCCUUGGAGCUCAUCCGGGACGCGUGGGAUCAGAGCGAAAGCACAACCAUCCUAUGGUUCCUCAUCGUCAUUCUUGUGAUCAGCAACCUGUGGACGCUGAUGCGCAUGGGCUCUGGUCGGGAGGCAGCGUCACGGAAACUCGAGGCGAGGAAGGUGGAGGACCGAGAGAAGUGGGUACAGAGCAUCGUCACUGCCCUGUGGGACGAGCUGGCGGCUGGGAAGAAGGAGGCUACGAUCCUUGCCGAUAACGUGUUGCAGCACGGGCCUCAUGGGCCAAGCUCAGCACACGUUCCUGCCUCGCCUCCUACUGCAUCACCGGAGAGUCCUGUACAGCAAGUCUUGUCGCCUCCAUUACCUACAGCUGGGUCGUUGAACUGGAGAGAGGAGAUGCAACAGCUCCAGCAAACACUGGAUUUGGUUGAAGAACGAGUGAAGGCUAUCAGGGCGAACCUCUCCGGGUUGGAGAAGCUCGAUGCUUUAGAUUGA
This is a messenger RNA of Cyclocybe aegerita, 3459 nucleotides long. Lineage: Eukaryota; Fungi; Basidiomycota; Agaricomycetes; Agaricales; Hemipholiotaceae. The record is from the annotation of a GenBank genome assembly.